AUGCGGCUGGGCUCUCUCUUUACACUGCUGACCGCGGCAUUAGUAGAGUUAUCAUCCGGUACACUGACAACACACGAUGAAACAUUUCAGCCGGACCAUAUUCUGAGGGUGUCUGCAAAAAACAUCUCGGUCGCUUGUGAGACGAGAUAUAGCGCUGUCAUCAAUGGAACCUCGCCCGGGCCAGAGCUGCGGCUGCCAGCCGGCCAAGUGACCUGGAUCCGCGUCUACAAUGACAUGCUCGAUGCCAACCUCACCAUGCAUUGGCAUGGACUAGCAAUGCGCAUGGCCCCCUUUGCCGAUGGCAGUGUGUUCGCAUCGCAGUGGCCGAUCCCUCCCGGGCAUUUCUUCGACUACGAGGUUUCCCCAACACAAGAAGAUGGCGGCACUUACUUCUACCACUCUCACGUCGGCAUGGAAGCUUUGACAGCUUAUGGUCCCCUGAUCGUGAACGAGUAUGGCGCGUAUCCCCAUUACUACGAUGAGGAGCGCACCCUCCAGUGGGGAGACUAUUUCAAUCAGACGGACAAGAAGAUCGAGCAUGGUCUGGAGGCGGUGCCAUUUGUAUGGAGCGGAGAGACAAACGGAGUUCUCCUGAACGGUAUCGGAGUCGGCCUUGGACACACUCCCGGAACGAGCGACAACCAAAGCACAUGCUCUUUCCCUGUGAUCAAUGUCGAGCCUGGGAAAAUAUACCGGUUCCGGUGGAUUGGAGCAACGGCGCUGUCGCAUCUGGUCAUGCAGCUGGAGGAUCACCUGGACCGUUUUACCAUUGUUCAAGUCGACGGAGGCGAGUUCACGAAGCCGGUCACUGUGGACAGGAUGCAGGUUGGCUCGGGCCAACGAUUUGAUGUUCUGUUCCGGGCAAAAACCGCGGAUGAAUUGGCAAACGAAGGCAACAAGACGGAUUAUUUCAUGCAGUUUGAAACGAGAGAGCGGCCUACUGUCUUCAGAAGCUAUGCUGUGGUCCGCUACUCCACGAAGCCCGACUGGCGCCAGUCCAUUCCGGAGGUGAAGGCGCCAGUGAAACCUCCAUUCAAUCUCACGAAUGCUACAUACGAUUGGCUCGAGUAUAAGCUGACGCCGUUGUAUGAGAAGAAGGAUGGACAGGGGAUGCCAACUCUGUCCGAGAUCACCCGCCGUGUGACCCUGGACACCUGGCAGGUAGGGAGCGAGAAGACAAAUCAAACGAUUUGGGUCAUGAACAAUCUAACGUGGACCAUGCACACGUUCCAACGGCCCAUGUUGGUGGAUAUUUACCAGAGAGGCGAGGAAGCAAUGCCCAACUAUGAAGCAGCGCUGGAAAACAACGGUUGGGAUCCAAGAGUCCAAGCCUUUGCCGCAAUGCCAGGCGAGAUAUUGGAGAUUGUUCUCCAGAAUCACGGGUCGCUGUGGAACAAUGGCGGCGGCGUUGACGUCCAUCCGUUCCAUGCCCACGGGCAACAUUAUUAUGACAUUGGUAGCGGGAAUGGCACGUACGAUGCGGAGGCAAACGAGAGGAAGAUCCAGAGUCUAGGUUAUGAGGCUGUACAAAGGGACACCACCAUGCUCCACAGAUAUACAUCCAAUGCAGGCGCAGGUGUACCAUCUGGUUGGCGAGCCUGGAGAAUCCGUGUGGACCAUCCCGGAGUUUGGAUGAUUCAUUGCCAUACGCUGCAGCAUAUGACUAUGGGUAUGCAAAGCGUUUGGGCUGUUGGAACUGCCCAAGAAAUCAUAGCUAUUCCUUUCACAGAGAGUGAAGGGUACCUGACCUACGGUGGAAGUGUUUACGGCAACGAGACAUAUGCACCGAAGUACCCGCAUUACUUUGACCCCUCCCAGUCGUAG
Messenger RNA from Clonostachys rhizophaga, 1824 nucleotides. Lineage: Eukaryota; Fungi; Ascomycota; Sordariomycetes; Hypocreales; Bionectriaceae. The record is from the annotation of a GenBank genome assembly.